UCCAUAUCCAAACACACCGUAAAAAUGACUCUGCCAGGGAAGACUGUACUUGUGAUUGGCAUGUAUACACUCUCGCUUUCGAGACAGAAAAGUAACUGGUCUUCAGGUGCCAAUCGAGGCAUAGGGCUCAUAUUCAUCAAAACACUGAAAGAACGCGGAUGGACAACAAUUAGCUCUGUCAGGCCCGAAACACGCAACGAUGCUUCCGCCGAAGAGCUGGCUGCAACUGGAUCGCGCAUCGUGGAGAUAGACUACAAAGAUGAAAAUACUAUUCAACAAGCCGCCAAGGAACUGCAAAACGUCAAACUCGACAUGCUCAUAAACUGCGCUGGUAUCGCGGUGCAGCCUCCCCCAUGGCAGAGCCAUUUCAAGUCGGAUUUGAUGGAGCGCUUUGAAGUGAUGACAGUUGUGAGAUGCGCCAGAUACGUUCUCCAGCUCAGCUCACAUAAUAGGGUCCUUUCCUUGCCAUCAAGCACUUCCUUCCGCACAUACUUCAAGACGGCGGCGGGAAAAUCGUCAACAUUUCUUCGAGCUUUGGAAGUAUCUCGGAACGAUGACGAGCGGUUCAUUGGAUACAAGAUGGCAAAAGCCGCUCUGAACCAGCUCACAGUGACACUGGCAAAUGACUUCAAGAAGAAUAAUCAUCCAAUCGGAAUCGUGGCUUUUCAGCCAGGAUACAUCAAAACGAAGCUUACGGGUUUCAAGGGAACCGUUGACAUUGUCGAAUCUGUAACUGGUAGGGUGAAUCUGAGUGAGACAAUCACGCCCGAAGGUUCACCAUAUUUUCUUAGUUGGAAAGGCGAGACGAUGGCGUGGUGA
Periconia digitata is the source of this 819-nucleotide messenger RNA. The record is from the annotation of a GenBank genome assembly. Lineage: Eukaryota; Fungi; Ascomycota; Dothideomycetes; Pleosporales; Periconiaceae.